AUGCACACAUGGCACCGUACCACACCCAGUGAAGACAGCAAUGCGAAGAGGCUAGGACCUGAACUACGAGAUGAGGUGAACUGCGGAAGAGCUUCAGGGUGUGCGCGUGUGUGCACACCCGGGCACGCCUGUGCUUUGCAAAAUAGGAAGCCAGAAAGUGCCCCAGAGGACGUCUUCCCCGGAAAAGAGGCUGCGUGCCGGACCCGAAGGCCCCGCAGAACUGCUCUGGGCUUCCCCGGCUGCCUGGCAAGACGCAAGGACCAAAGGCGCAGGAGCCGAGGAAGUAACCUUUCCUUUGCCCCUGUCUGUCCCUCCUCACUUCCUCCUCCUCUCUCCCUCGGAAAACUUCACUCAGACCCCCAGCCAUACACAGGCGAUAGGUCUAUCCCUCUCCUAAAUCACCCAUGGUCUCUUUAUACUGUUACCUACGGGGAGGGGGAGGAGGGGGGGGAGAAUGCUAGGGUCUCAGAAAUACAUGACACCGUCAGGCAGGGCUGGCUCUGGAAAGUAGUGCCUCGCCUCUUCCUCCUCCAUUUCCUGCUUUCCUCUUGUAUCCGCUCCCUCCACUCUCACUCUCCACUCCCCUCCCUUUUUUUAAAUGUUAAAAAAAAGGUACAAACUUUAAUCAAGAAGAGAAAAUAUUGACGUACAAAACGAACAAGAUCCAAUACAGUGCGAAGGGGACCGGAAAUGUGAUAUAUUUGCUUUAAGAGGGGAAUUUGGGAUAAAAAGAGCUGGUAGGUUGGGAGGGGGCGUGAGAGGUGGGAGAAAGGAUAAGGUGCCGUGGUGAUGCGUCCUCCUGCCUGUAUCCCUGCGCCGGCUGUGGCACUGGGUGGAGUGGGGGAGGAGAAGGGAGCAAGAAGGGGGAGGAAAGGAGGAGAGAAGGGAGGGUGAGAGGUGUGGGUGAAGAGAGAGGGGAAGGAAUCUCGGGAUUGGACGACCGAGAGAGAGACGCUCCCGCACGCCGCCGGCUCUGAUUGGCCGACUGGUAGGAAAGGUUAAACCAAAAAUUUUUUUACAGCCCUAGUGUGCGCCUGUAGCUCGGAAAAUUAAUUGUGGCUAUAGCCGCCUCGAUCGCUGUCUCCCCAGCCUCGCUGCCGUCGUUCCGGGACGCGCCCGCCUGGUCUCCCCCCCUUUGGGCUGCUGCUGCUGCUGCUGCUGUUACUGCUGCUGCUGCUGCAGCAGGAGGAGGAGGAGAAGGAGGAGGAGGAAGAGGAGGAGGA
Messenger RNA from Dromiciops gliroides (monito del monte), 1223 nucleotides. RefSeq lists its product as uncharacterized. The coding region runs from base 1 to 645 and encodes 214 amino acids. The record is from RefSeq and is a predicted model, not a curated record. Lineage: Eukaryota; Metazoa; Chordata; Mammalia; Microbiotheria; Microbiotheriidae. The transcript has 2 exons.